Molecule: messenger RNA, 1884 nt
Organism: Exophiala aquamarina CBS 119918
Lineage: Eukaryota; Fungi; Ascomycota; Eurotiomycetes; Chaetothyriales; Herpotrichiellaceae
Exons: 2
Coding region: 1-1884 (627 amino acids)
Molecular function (GO): protein binding
Source: RefSeq, a predicted model, not a curated record
AUGCGGAAGUCCAAGUCUCCCAAGAAACACGACAAAGAUCGAGACAAGGAGAAGAGGAAGGCCAAACACGAUCCAAACACUCAUCCUUUGAAUUUGCCUCCUGAUCAACUGCGUCAACUGUUCACGGCUCAGAUGGCUCGUCAAGAGGCUGAGGCCAACCGCUCAUCCAUGUCUAUGGACAGAGACACUCCCGAGGCUUCAGAACAGAAUUUUGUCAAUGGUUCUUCGCCCCCCGUCACUCCCUCAAAAGAGGCUCCUGGCGCAUUCCCUGAACAUCCUAGCGAUCACAGCACAAACGGAACCAGUAAUGCUUCGGACGAGAGAAGCCCUACGCCCCCUCCGCACAGAGUCACCCCUCAUAAAGUCGAUCCUGAAGCAUGCAAAGCUGCCGGUAACAAAUUCUUCAAGGCCAAGGAUUACGACCGGGCAAUAGCUGAAUAUACAAAAGCGGUCGAUGCAGAACCCUCAAAUCCUACGUAUCUUUCCAACAGAGCCGCAGCCUACAUUUCAGCCAAUAAAUACAGUCAGGCACUGGGGGAUUCUCUACAAGCAAGCAGAUUAGAUCCCAAAAAUGACAAAAUCUUACAUCGACUCGCCCGUAUCUAUACGUCACUCGGUCGGCCACAGGACGCACUGGAUACAUAUGCGAAGAUCCCUAAUGCCUCCACCACAGAUACUGCCGCUGCUUGUAAAGUGUUGUCUUCAAUAGAGGUUGCUGAGAACCAGAUCAAUUCUGAAGAGGGUAAUGGUAAUAUGGCACUUUGGAGCAUCGAUCAGGCGAAGCAGACCCUCGGCGCAGGAACACCCACUCCGCGACGAUGGCAAAUUUUGCGAGCCAAGGCGAAUUUGAAAAUUGGCUCUGCCAAUGCUCUCGGUGAGGUGCAAGCAAUUGCCCAGAGUUUGAUGCGGGAAAAUCCCAUGGACGCCGAAGCCAUUGUCCUUGCAGGUCGAGCGUUCUAUCUGAAAGACGACAAGCCUCGGCAAGGCAAGAGUGACUACGAGCGUGCAGAAGACUACUUCCGCCAGGGACUUAACCUGGAUCCAGACAAUACCGAUGCACGAAAUUCUCUGCGUACCAUGAAAAAACUCGACCGGGCCAGAACGUCGGCCAAUGAAAUGUUCAAGCGCGGUAAAUACUCGGACGCGGUGGUGGCAUAUACGGAGUCCCUGACGAUCGAUCCGUCAAAUAAGGUCACCAAUGCCAAACUCCUGGGGAACCGGGCACUAGCGAGGAUCAAGAUCAAGGAGUUUGAUGAAGCCCGAUCUGACUGCGAUUUGGCCCUUAAACUUGACCCAACUUACUCCAAGGCCAAGCGAACUCGAGCAAAAGCCACCGGCGAGUCUGGGGAUUGGGAACAGGCUGUGAAAGACCUCAAGGCGAUGGCGGAGGAAAAUCCGUCUGACGCUGAACUCAACAAAGAACUACGAAACGCAGAACUCGAACUGAAAAAGUCCAAGCGCAAGGACUACUACAAGAUUCUCGGCAUCGACAAGGACGCCGGUGACAAAGAUAUCGAGAGGGCGUACAAGCGUAAAGCAGCCGUCUUGCAUCCAGACAAGACGAUGGGCGACAAGAAGAAAGAAGAAGAGUUCAAAGAUUGCCUCGAGGCAAAGGAGACGUUACUUGAUCCUCAGAAGCGGCACAUGUAUGAUUCCGGUGCCGACCUGAUGGAGCCUGGCAUGGGCGGCAUGGGCGGAGGCUUCCCCGGCGGCAUGGGUGGUAUGGGUGGGUUUGGUGGAGGCGGCGUUCAGAUCGACCCAGAAAUGUUGUUCAAUAUGAUGAAUGGUAUGGGAGGAGGAGGUAGUGGUGCUGGUGGAGGAGGUGGGUUUCGAUUCGCUGGUGGCGGUGGUCCUCCUAGGGGUGGUUUUUCGCCUUUUGGCUAA